This is a messenger RNA of Cyclopterus lumpus (lumpfish), 989 nucleotides long. It is a transcript of the gene ppifa, whose product is annotated as peptidylprolyl isomerase Fa. The transcript is spliced from 5 exons. The record is from RefSeq and is a predicted model, not a curated record. Lineage: Eukaryota; Metazoa; Chordata; Actinopteri; Perciformes; Cyclopteridae. Bases 55 to 729 code for a protein of 224 amino acids. Gene Ontology annotation, biological process: protein folding; protein peptidyl-prolyl isomerization. Gene Ontology annotation, molecular function: peptidyl-prolyl cis-trans isomerase activity.
CACCACCAGCACCCAUGGCCUGCAGGUCCUCCUGACCCAGUCAGCUGAGCAGCCAUGCUACGAAUACGGUACCGCGUGAGAUACAGCACGCCGGGCGUCGUCGCUGCGAGGCUGUUUUCUUCCGGUCCGGCCAAGAACCCCGUCGUGUUUUUGGACAUCGAGGCCGACAGUGAGCCUCUCGGAAGGAUAACCAUCGAGUUGAAUGCAGAUGUCGUGCCAAAGACUGCAGCAAACUUCCGCGCACUGUGCACGGGGGAACCUGGCUUCGGAUUCAAGGGAUCUGUUUUCCACAGGGUCAUACCUGAGUUUAUGUGUCAGGUAAGAGUUACAGUAAAGAUGGAGGCGCACUGGAUGUGUUCGCCAUGUUGUCUGUUGCUGUGUUUUCUGUUUCAGGGGGGAGAUUUCACCAACCACAACGGCACAGGAGGGAAAUCUAUAUACGGGAAGACAUUCAAAGAUGAAAACUUCAUAUUAAAACACACUGGUCCAGGAACACUUUCGAUGGCAAAUUCAGGGCCAAACACCAACGGCUCCCAGUUCUUCAUCUGUACGAAUAAAACUGAAUGGCUUGAUGGUAAACACGUGGUGUUCGGGCAGGUGAAGGACGGUAUGGACGUGGUCACCAAGAUGGAAUCGUUUGGUUUACAUGACGGCGGUGUGAUUAAAACAAUUCUCAUCACUGACAGUGGGGAGAUCCCCCAAGAUCACACAAGGACUUCUGUCGGAUGACUCGGGAUGCAACCAGUCUGUAUUUGCUUCAUCUUUCACCCGUGUUCAUGAUGCUUUCAAGGAGGAACCGUCACCUGUGAUCCUGCUCAUCCCUAAAAACUGAUAUUUUUACUUUUUAUUAUGAUUUUAGAAGAUAUCUCGCUUUUCCGAGUUUAAACUUUGAACCGUGCUUUGUGUACAAGCAAGUAGUCCGCUUUGUAAAAUGUUCUUAUUGUGCAAUUACUCUCUAUUUACAGCCAAAUAAAAUGAUGAUGUUUUCA